CUCUGUGACGUCACGACUGUUAGAGUCUAGUCUUCAGACUGGUGUGCCCCGUGCCAUUCACUGAAGAUUCUCUAUCACUGCCCGAGCAACACAGGUGUGUAUAAACGAGCCUAGAAGUCUCGAGUACAUUUUUCUUCAUUCAUUCAUCACCAUGGUGGAUAAAGUGGCUUCUGUCGGGCGCAUGCUGCUGCGGCGCCGCAUUCUGGAUUGUUCCAGUGAUGAGACCCGCUUCGCCCGCUGCCUAUCCACCUUGGAUCUGGUGGCUCUGGGGGUGGGCUCUACUCUCGGCGCUGGUGUCUAUGUGUUAGCUGGAGAGGUAGCACGGGAGAAGGCAGGACCUGCUAUUGUUCUCUGUUUCCUGGUGGCAGCCCUGUCGUCCAUGCUGGCUGGACUUUGCUACGCAGAGUUUGGGGCUCGGGUGCCAAAGACAGGCUCAGCUUACCUGUACAGCUACGUGACUGUUGGAGAAAUCUGGGCCUUCAUUACUGGCUGGAACCUCAUCCUGUCUUAUGUCAUCGGUACAGCCAGUGUUGCCCGAGCAUGGAGUUCCACCUUUGAUAACCUGAUAGAGCAGCGAAUCUCGAGCUUCUUUAGGUCAGCCAUGGCCAUGAAGGUUCCAGGCAAUGUCCUCGCUGAGUACCCAGACCUGUUUGCUCUCGUACUUAUUCUACUGUUGACUGGUCUGCUUGCUUUUGGUGUGAGUGAGUCUGCGCUCGUCAACAAAAUCUUCACCGGAAUCAACCUGGUGGUGUUGAGCUUCGUUAUGAUCUCCGGCUUCGUAAAAGGCAAUACAGCAAACUGGAAUCUCACGCUGGAUACCUUUGUGAAUGACACCAACAUCACAAAAAUAGAAGAUGUGGAGAAAACUUUUGGAACUGGCGGCUUCACACCGUUUGGCUUCCAAGGCGUCUUGGCUGGUGCGGCCACCUGUUUCUACGCCUUUGUGGGUUUUGACUGCAUCGCAACUACAAGUGAGGAAGCUAAGAACCCGAUGCGCUCCAUCCCUGUGGGGAUUGUUGUCUCUCUGCUCAUCUGCUUUUUUGCUUAUUUCGGUGUGUCGGCUGCACUCACGCUAAUGAUGCCCUAUUACAAGCUCAAUACACAGAGUCCUUUGCCAGAGGCCUUCAGCUAUGUAGGCUGGGCUCCAGCACGAUACAUAGUGGCUGUGGGUUCGCUAUGCGCCCUUUCUACCAGUCUGCUGGGCUCCAUGUUUCCCAUGCCACGUGUAAUCUACGCCAUGGCUGAGGAUGGGCUGCUGUUUCGCUCUCUCUCCAGCAUGAAUAAACGCACCAAAACCCCACUUCUGGCAACCAUAGUGUCGGGCUUUGUAGCAGCGCUCAUGGCCUUCCUGUUUGACCUGGCUGCUUUGGUUGACCUCAUGUCCAUUGGGACAUUGCUGGCCUACUCUCUGGUGGCAGUGUGUGUUCUUAUUCUCAGAUACCAGCCGGGAAUGCUUAUUUCCUCCAGUCAGAGCGAAAAACUGGUGGAGCUGGUGGGAGGUGAGAAAGUGGCAGUGGCAGGAGACAGCGGAGAUGAAUAUGGUCUCGACUCCGAAGAUCGUCUACCCAGAGAGAAGUUCUCCUUUAAGCUGCUCCUGGUUCCCUCCAGGGACACGCCGACUGAAAUUUCUGGAUUAAUCGUCUAUGCUGUAACAUCAAUUAUCUCCGUACUGAUCACUGUGCUCUGUGCCGUUUUGGCCCAGUGGCUGGACGAACUAAUGGAAGGUAAUGUUUUGCUGUUGCUUGUGUGCAUCCUCCUUACGCUGCUGUGCUCCUUCUGCAUCAUCAUCAUUUGGAGGCAGCCUGAGAGCAAAGUAGCGCUCACCUUCAAGGUGCCCUUUCUGCCCUGGCUGCCUCUGUUCAGUGUUUUUGUCAAUAUCUACCUCAUGAUGCAGCUGGAUCUGGCAACGUGGUGCCGCUUUGCCGUUUGGAUGGCUAUUGGCUUCAUGAUCUAUUUCUUCUACGGGAUCUGGCACAGCAGCGAAGGCCUGAACAGCACCCAGCGAAAAAAGAACAAGAAAAGCCCCAUCUACUUAGGAGGUGAUGAGAGUGAAUUGGAAGGCAUGGCUCCUUGAUAAGCUCAGAAGGCAGUUUAUCUCUAAACAUGAAGUACUACACAAAGGCUACAAAUUCAGUGUUAUACAAUUGAACGUCUUUAUUGUAUUGGUUUUUGUUGAGCGUUUUGUUAAAAAAAAAAAAAGAAAGAAAAACAAAUGUGUGAGAAAGAAAACAAAAAACAGACUGUUCUCAGUACAUUAAAUGAGUAUGAUGUAGAAAGUUUUACUUGACGUCGAGGGUCUUGGUGCAUGGCAAUAGAGGAAUACAGUAGCGAUAAACAUCUAGCAGAUGUACUCUUUUAUACAGUAGAAGCUGGUUUGAGUAUACAGGGUAUUUGUGAACAUGUAAUGAUUUGUGAGCGGGUUCCAUAAUCUUGUCAUUAAUACAACGUCGUAAAAAAAAAAUGAAUAUAUAAAUAAAUAAACACUGCACACUUUGGGGACAAAGCUGCUACGAAGACCAGAGUGGGGUCCAGGCACAUUGAGUGUUACUCGAUGUGACGUUACAGUACCCUCUAGUGGCUAGUGUACAAAAUGCAAUGAAGAAAACAAAAUCACUACAUUUCGACUUUACUUGUUUACGCUUUAACGGUAAUUGCUGAGAGCAGGCAGUGUUUAUGCAUUUUUUAGUAUUAAGGCAAUUUUUUUCGAUUAUAUGUUAUUUGGUUUCCUUUAUUCUGAAACAGUAAGAUCUAUUACUGAGUUAGUACCCUAGAAUGUGUGAGGUCACUGAAAAACAACAUAUGUUCUGUUGUACAAUAAAUUGAUAAUCUUUUUUUAAUGUUAAUGCCCUUUUAUAACCAAAAAGUAAAUAUGUAAGAGAUUAGACAGACUCUUCAAGGGGUUUCAGUGGGAAACUGGGAAGUCACAGAAAGAGAAUGAAAGGAAAACUAAUACAAAAUCCUGCACUGGUAUUUUUAUAUUCUUUUUAUUGUUAAUUUUGAUAGCUAUCAUAUUUAAACUGAAAUGAGAAGGACUAACACGUGUGUGUGUGUGUCUACAAGUUGUGUGUAUAUAUAUAUAUAUAUAUAUAUAUAUAUAUAUAUAUAUAUAUAUAUAUAUAUAUAUA
This is a messenger RNA of Silurus meridionalis, 3125 nucleotides long. It is a transcript of the gene slc7a3a, whose product is annotated as solute carrier family 7 member 3a. Gene Ontology annotation, cellular component: plasma membrane. Gene Ontology annotation, molecular function: amino acid transmembrane transporter activity. The record is from RefSeq and is a predicted model, not a curated record. The transcript has 12 exons. Gene Ontology annotation, biological process: amino acid transport; transmembrane transport. NCBI's taxonomy places the organism in Eukaryota, Metazoa, Chordata, Actinopteri, Siluriformes, Siluridae. The coding region runs from base 152 to 2074 and encodes 640 amino acids.